AACUGCAUGCGAUCUUUGGCACACAUUACAACCACACUGGACGAGGGAAAAGAUGGCAACUGACGAUUAGAAAAAAAUACAAACAUUUUUUGGAUUCUUUCCCAGGAAAGGCGGCACUCGGACUGGGCUGUCAAGUUGAGCACCAAGUGUCACCAUGGGAAAAACAACACUCAAAGAUCAAAGGGAUGGCAGAAAGGACAAAGCAGCAGGAACAAACCCAGAAGCAACCAAAGAAUCCUUCACUUGGGAAGAAUAUCUUAAAGAAACGUCAUCUGCACCGGCGCCACCCAGUUGCUUUCGGCAGGCGCGAGUGCCACCAUCCAACGACUUCAAGGUGUGCAUGAAACUGGAAGCCAGGGACCCCCGCAACUCCACCUCGGUGUGCAUCGCCACCGUCAUGGGCCUGACUGGGGUUCGCCUUCGACUCCGCCUGGACGGCGGCGACAACAGCAACGACUUCUGGCGGCUGGUCGACUCCUCGGACAUCCAGCCCAUCGGCACGUGCGAGAAGAACGGAGACAUGCUGCAGCCUCCACUGGGAUUUCGCAUGAACGCCUCAUCAUGGCCCAUGUUCCUACUGAGAACCUUAAAUGGAGCAGAGAUGGCUCCAGGAACAGCCUUCAAAAAGGAGCCCCCCAGGCCCUCCCAGAACAGUUUCAAAGCCGGCAUGAAGUUGGAGGCCGUGGACAAGAAGAACCCUCACCUCAUCUGCCCCGCCACCGUCGGGGAAGUGAAGGGCGACGAAGUCUUCAUCAUGUUCGACGGCUGGAGGGGCGCAUUUGACUAUUGGUGCAAGUACGACUCGCGGGACAUCUUUCCUGUGGGCUGGUGCUCGCUCACCAAGCACAGCCUGCAGCCCCCCGGCAACAGUGUUACGCUGCCCAAGAAUCUGCAAGUUCUGCCUUCGUCGUCACCUUCCAAGCCCAGCCGGCGCUCCCUACAGAUUCCUUACAGACUCCCCAACCCACUGCCACAGCUACCUGUCCGGAAGGGGGUACGGGGUCGCCGGCCCAAGAGCGAGACCCUAGCUCUCCUCAAAGCUGUGGCCGAAGCCGCCGCAGCCCAAAACGGCAGCACAGUCCACAACACACAGCUGGUGUCUCAGCCACAUAAAAAGAGAGGCCCCAAACCAGGAAGCAAAAGAAAGCCUAAGGUUCUCCAAAGGGUGUCACAUCCAAGCCGGCCCAGUAUCGAGAUUCCGCAUGGAAGCCCAGCCAGCCUCCCAUCUGUCGUCUCAACAGUGUGCAUCUACGUCAACAAACGCGGAAACUGCGGCCCACACCUGGAUCGGAAACAAAUGCAGCAUCUUCCAGACCACUUUGGCCCAGGGCCUGUUAACACUGUGCUUCAGCAGGUGGUCCAGUCCUGUUUGGACUGCGCGUACCAGCCCAAAGUCCUACUCGGCGCUCUGCACACACAGUCUGGAGGCGGCGAGGUGGUAAGAGUGAGAACAGACGGCGGGGUCCGUGUGGUCAAACUACCCUCAGCGUCCAGCAUUGCCUUUGUGCUGCGCUUUUUGGAGACCAUGUGCCGUCACCUACAGUGCGACAACCUGUUCAGCAGCCAGCCCUUCAGCCACUACAAUGCCUACGACAGGGACAGGACCAAGUCAGUAAAAGAGGAGAUGCCGGACACACCUUCGCUGGCUCGGGUUGGCAAACGAAGCCUCGCCGGGGUGUCGCCGCCCUACGCCGCGCCCCUGUCUCCAAAACAUGUACGCACCGACGCCCACCCUUCAGAAGCCGAGACACUGCCCCACCAAGACAACGUCCUCAUAAAGGAGCAGCGCUACAUGGACUCUGCGUCCAACUCCAUGACCCCAGCACCUCAGAUGUUGCGUAGCUGUUCCGAGUACCGGCCGCCAUCCACCGGCCUAGCCCCCGUCCGUCGCCUGUUGUCCAAUCCCGCCUCCGCGCAGCUGCUCAGACGAGCUGAAGGUACGUUUCUCAGGACACGCAUCUCUUCUGGACUUGAAUCUUUCCUCCGCACCUUUGCAGCCAGCUCCACCACUGGACCCGACAGCGCCUCCUCCCAGCCGACACCUGGGAAGAACCCAUCAUACUGGUCCAUCGAGGAGGUGAUGCGGUUUGUGAGGGAUGCGGACCCCGCCACCUUGGCGCCACAUGCGGAAUUGUUCAGAAAACACGAAAUAGACGGCAAGGCGCUGCUUCUACUGCGUAGCGACAUGAUGAUGAAGUACAUGGGCCUCAAGCUGGGCCCCGCCCUCAAGCUGUGCCACCACAUCGACAGGCUCAAGCAGGGCAAAGUGUGACACGAAGACAGAUCACAUGCCUUGCAACACACCGCCCGACGGGUUUGGACGUUUGACCGCAGCCCACUGACCCCCCCCAACCCCUGUAGUGUUUACAUCACUUAGCAACAGUCGUUACCCCUCGCCCCAAUUGAAGACAGAGAUUGUUUCUUCUUUUCUAGUCUUCUGAUGACUUGCCUGACUGACCGUCAGUGGCAGAGGAAUGGUGUUGGGGCCGAAAAGACACGGGGUCGUUUUCACUUCCUGUUUGCCUCACGUGGGGCGACCCCCACCUGCCUGCCUGAAAAGAAUGUCUGUACUAAUUCCGUUCCCUUCCUUCGUUACCUUCACAUGCUGGCAUUUAGAAGAACAGGGAUGAGCAAAAAGGCGUUCAGUACCGCUUUUAACCAGCAGAGGUCAGCAAUGCUACCGCUUAAAAUUGAAAAUUUAGCUAAACUCGAAGCUACUUUGAAAAUACUUGAGGUAAUCGUGUUAUGCUUCAUGAAAUAAUUACAAAAUAUGGAAACACCUCCCUUAGUAUUUAUGCCAUCUGAAAUUAAUAUAGAAAUGAUGGUAGAUUUGUUUUUUAUUCCAAUUCAAAAUUAUGAAAAAAAAAUGUUUUUAAAUAAUAAAAAGUUUUUCAAGUUAUUUUUGAAAUAAAAAUCGCCCUGGAAACCUUUCAGCUAAACUGAAAAUGAAAUAAAUGAAAAAUAAAUACAUGAGUCUUUUUGCAUUUGGUCAAAAGAUUGUUUUGUUUUUUACUUCAAAUGGAAAAUUAUUUUUGAAAAAUCACAAAUCUUAAUACCAAAUUAAAAAGAUAUUCAUGAAUUUUAAUUAAAACCAUUUUCUGUUUGCUUGUUGUGAAUGAAUAUGUGUUAUUCUUGAAAUAAAGACAUCAUUAUGCACAUUAUACACCCUUUUUUAGCAUCUAAAACAGGAGUCUUAAGUGCAGCCUGUGUGACAUUGUAAAAAACAAUUUAAAACAUUUACAAAAACCCCAGCAACAAUGAAAAAAUCCAAACGUUAAGAGAAAAAUUUGCUAAUCUAAUGAGAAUGACGUUGAAAUAUUUUAAGGAAAAAUAAGGUCAUUUUAUGUUAGCUGCUACAAAUGUUUUUCUUUAAUAUUUCUUGAAGCUGUAAUAUAUUAUGGGAAACAAACAAAGUUUUUUUUUUUCAAAAUUUGAUUGCAGAAAAAAGUCAAAGUUAAGAGAAUAAAAGUCAAGAUAUGGCAAUAAAGAAAGUUGAAAUAGGAGGAAAAAAAAUUGAAGAGAAUAAAGGAAAAUAUUAAGAGAAUAAAGCUGUUUUAAGAAAAAACUUCAUAAUUUUACCAGAAUAAACUGGUAAUAAUAUGAUAAAAAUGUAAUUUUAGUAGCAUGGAGUUGAAAUAUUAAAUGCAGCAGAUCAAAUGUAACAAAUGAAAGUUGUAAUUUUUGGAAAAUUAGGUUGAGAGAAAAAUGUCUAAUAUGAUGAGAAUACAGUCGUGAUAUUACAAAAAGAAAACGUACAAAGCUUAUUAAAGAUAAGAAGACUAACCACAAGCAGGACAAGAAGGAUGGAUCAUUGAUGAAUCAUACCAAAAUAAUAAUCCUACAUUUUCUGGAAUCAGUCGUUGAUAUUUUGUAGAACCUGUUGGAAUAUGUAAUUGUAUUUUGAUUUUAUUUUAUUUUUUUACCCAAGUGCUCUGACCAUUUUUGGAGUGGAGUUAUAUACAAAAAAUUCUGAAAAGGCUGAAAAAAAUAUCUCACAGUAUUAAAGAAUCCUUUUAAAAAUUCCUGGAUCCUGGAAAAUAAAAACAAUAAUUUAAAAAAAAUCCCUGGAUCCCAGGAUGAUCCCAACAUUUAAUCAGUUCUUCCAUAUCCUAUUUCCAACAAUUCCUGAACAUUUUUAAUUAUUUUGAAUCCAAACAGACAAACACUGGAAAAAACAUAACCUCUGUGCUGCUCUUGGUGGAGGUAAAAUAUCAUUUACUAGCAUAGAAUGUCACUUUUAAGUUGUAAUAAAUUAUUUUCAGAACAACAAUUAGGUUGGGGAAAAUGUCGUGGGAAUAAAGUGUCCCAAAAAGUAAAAAAAAAAGCUGAAAUAUUUUGAAAAUAAUAAAGAAAACUAGGUGGGGAAAAAAAGCAGAGUGAAGUUGAAAGUAAUAAUAUGUUUUAUCAGCUAUGUGGCAAAGCUGAGAUGCAGCUUUAUUUUGAAAUAAAUAAAACUUCUUAGUGUUGCUUUACAAAAUAUGCAAGCGGUAUAGUUCAUUUUUGGACACACAAUCGUAUGUGCGUUUUUUUUUAUGUCGCCUUCAAUAA
This is a messenger RNA of Doryrhamphus excisus (bluestripe pipefish), 4548 nucleotides long. RefSeq names its product sex comb on midleg-like protein 2. Gene Ontology annotation, molecular function: chromatin binding; histone binding. NCBI's taxonomy places the organism in Eukaryota, Metazoa, Chordata, Actinopteri, Syngnathiformes, Syngnathidae. Gene Ontology annotation, biological process: negative regulation of DNA-templated transcription. Gene Ontology annotation, cellular component: nucleus. The record is from RefSeq and is a predicted model, not a curated record.